UAUAUAUUGUGUUCUUUCAUUCAAGACAAGCUAAACCUACCAGGAUAUCUGGACCUCGUAUGGAGGUAUAAGAAGUGUUACCCACGAGUAGUUUGGUCUCCACUGUAAUCCUUGAACAUGAAAAUGGUUCUAUCACAGCGUCAACGAGAGGAAUUGAAUAAAGCCAUAGCUGACUAUUUGUGCAGUAAUGGCUAUAUGGAUGCUUUGGAAGCCUUCAAGGCUGAGGCAGAUAUGCCGGGGGAGAUUGAAAGAAAAUACGCUGGCCUCCUUGAAAAGAAAUGGACCUCAGUCAUCCGACUCCAGUAAAAAAAGGUCAUGGAAUUGGAAGUCAAGUUAAAUGAAGCUGAAAGAGAAUACAUUGCUGGUGCUCCUACGCGAGACAAACGUUCACCAUCAGAAUGGAUACCCCGACCUCCAGAAAAGUACUGUCUUUCAGGACACAGAGCACCUGUUACAAGAGUUAUUUUCCACCCGCUUUAUUUUUCAGUGAUGGUAUCUGCAAGUGAAGAUGGGACCAUUAAACUCUGGGAUUAUGAAACUGGAGAUUAUGAGAAGACGUUGAAGGGCCACACAGAUAGUAUUCAAGACAUUGCGUUUGAUCAUAAUGGAAAAUUCCUUGUAUCUUGUAGUGCGGAUAUGUCAAUCAAGUUGUGGGAUUUCACUACAUACGAGUGUGUCAAGACAAUGCACGGCCAUGACCACAACGUAUCAUCGGUCACCUUCAUGCCCUCGGGCGACUAUAUUCUUAGCAGUUCUAGGGAUAAGUCUAUCAAAAUGUGGGAAGUGGCUACUGGGUAAGUAGUUAGCUAUAGAACUUU
Molecule: messenger RNA, 818 nt
Organism: Macrobrachium nipponense
Lineage: Eukaryota; Metazoa; Arthropoda; Malacostraca; Decapoda; Palaemonidae
Product: lissencephaly-1 homolog
Exons: 6
Cellular component (GO): mRNA cleavage and polyadenylation specificity factor complex
Molecular function (GO): protein binding
Source: RefSeq, a predicted model, not a curated record